UAGUCAGAAGGUAGCCCCACUUCCUUCUAGCACUGAUGAUGUUACCUAGUUUAAUAAUGAAAUGUCUGGAAGAAAACAACUAACCUCAGAGAGCGCCUGAACCCUACAGCUCUCGUCCUCCUCCUCCUCCUCUCGGCACACCCCACUCUAUUCUACCCCUGACCAAAUUUUGAUAAUGUUUGAUAAUGAAACCUCUGCAAGAAAACAACCCAGCUCAGAGAGCACCUCUGAGAUUCUUUCUCUGAACUUUUUAUAUCACAACAGUCGAACGUAGGUCGAAAAAGAAGAAGGUGGAAGACCUUUUCGGACGGUCUAACUUUUGCAGGCGUUUCUAUUUUAAUUUGGGGUGCGUCUGUGACUCUUCCAAUCAGUGGGGACUCCUGGGGAACUGCCUAGAUAGAUCUGCAGUUUUCUUGGCAAGAUUUCAAGGAGGACUUGGCCAUGACCAGCUUCCUCGGGCUGAGAGAAAGGGACAGGCCCAAGGUCACCCAGCUGGUUUUGUGCCUAAAGCAAGACUAGAACUCACGGUCUCCUGGUUUUUAGCCUGGUGCCUUCGCCCCCGCCCCUAAAGUAGCUCUCUUUUUAAUUUGGUAAGUGUUUCUAUCUCAGUACGGCACAAAACCCUUCUCUCUUUUUUUGUAUUUUUUCCCCCAGGAAGAGCUGGAGAACUGAAGCUGGACAGCUCCAGAGCGGCGAGGGCUUUUGGAGAUUAUCUUUCUCAAAACCAUCCCGAAGGCAAGAAUGGUGCAGAUCACUUGCUGGCCGAGUCGUGUGUGGGUCCAGAAGACUCCCCAGAGAUUCACAUGGGGGUUCAGAACAAGCGGCGGUUGUCUCUCAUUUCUGACGGGAGGUUUCAGCCCGCCUUCCCUGAGGAAGCCAGCGAAAAACUGGCGGGCGAGGGCCCCAAACCCCACGUCUACACCAUUUCCAGCGAGAGGCCCAUGCUGUCGCAGCAGCAGAGCGAGAGCAUGGAGCUGGUGGUCAUCAAAGGGACGGAAGAAGAAGAAGAAGAGGAAGAAGAAGAAGGAGAGGUGGACGGAGACCGGUCCUUAGGUCAGCCUCUCCACAAUGCCGGGAGUUCUCACAACCUCAGCCGACAAUGCGAGGGCAGUUGGCCAAGUCACCAGCAAGGCUCGAAAGAGUAUCCCAGUUGUGCUCAGUUGACGGUGUCAUCUCAGCAUCCGUUUGAUCUAGAACACCACCACCAUCACCACCACCAUCAGCACCACCACCAUCAACACCAGCACCACCAUCAGAACCAAGCUGGUGAGACCGGCUGGCGGCAGAAGAAGCUGGAACGCAUGUAUAGCAUGGAACCUGUUUCCGAUGAGGUUCCUAUCAGGACCUGGCUGCCCAAAGAGAACCUUUUCACUUUCCAGACAGCGACAACCACUAUGCAAGCCAUUUCGGCGUUCAGGGGCUACGCUGAGAGGAAGCGUCGAAAACGGGAGAACGAUUCGGCAACUUUGAUCCAGAGAAACUUCCGGAAACACCUCCGUAUGGUAGGCAGCCGCCGCAUGAAGGCGCAAACUUUUGCCGAGCGGCAGAGAAGUUUCAGCCGGUCCUGGAGCGAUCCCACUCCCAUUAAGCCUGAAAACCUCAACGAUUCACGAGAAAGCCAUGAAUUUCAGGAUUCCUGUUGUGCCAUUGACAAAGGGGUCGACUUGAACUGGGAGGUGGAGAAAGAAGUGGAAGCGGCCGCCUGCAGUGGGGAGGACUUCGUUCCCCCCAAAAUCAUGCUCAUUUCCUCCAAGGUGCCCAAAGCCGAGUAUGUUCCAACAAUUAUCCGCUGUGAUGACCCAUCGAUCAUCCCCAUCCUCUACGAUCAUGAACACGCCACCUUCGAUGACAUCCUGGAGGAAAUCGAAAAAAAACUCAACAUCUACCGGAAGGGCUGCAAAAUUUGGAAAAUGUUGAUUUUUUGCCAGGGAGGUCCGGGCCAUUUAUACCUCUUGAAGAAUAAAGUCGCCACCUUUGCCAAAGUGGAGAAGGAGGAAGACAUGAUCUACUUCUGGAAGCGGUUGAGCCAUCUGAUGAGCAAGCUGAACCCGGUUCCAAAUGUCAUCCACAUCAUGGGAUGUUAUGUCUUGGGGAACCACAAUGGGGAGAAGCUCUUCCAAAACCUAAAGAAUCUGAUGAGUCCUUGCCGAGUGACCUUCGAAUCUCCUCUUGAACUUUCAGCUCAAGGAAAGGAAAUGAUCGAGACUUAUUUUGACUUCCGUCUCUACCGAGUCUGGAAGACCCGCCAGCAUUCCAAGCUGCUCGAUUACGAUGACAUUUUAUGAUCGCCGCCAGGACAGGCCAGGAGGAAUUUCACGGGUGUCCUGAGCAGGCGGGCGUCGCAGAGUGGGAGACCUUUUUUUCACGGCCGCCAGGAGGCCGCGAGAGGCACCGGAGAAGCCAUUGGGAUGUCGACGUUCAAGAGGUCCGCUCGGCGGCUUGAGGCACAAGAUGGACGGAGCACUGCUGAGGGAGGAAAGGGGGUAGGUCUUCAAGGACCGAGGUCGCUUAGGUCGCAAGAGGCCCCACGCCAUGACAAGUUCUUCUCAGAAGACAUUUGAAGCUCAGGUUUCCUAUAGAGACUUUCAACCCAUCAUCUAGUCUAUCUCUACUUCACUCUCAUGGAAGGUCAAGAACUUCUUUGGUUCACUCUUGGAGAUGAUCCAUCAUCUUGUCUAUCUCUACUUUGUUGUCAUGGAAGGUCAAGAACCACCUUGGUUCACUCUUGGAGAGGACCCAUCAAACCAUUGAGGCGUUUGAAGAAAGCCAGACCCUUUAAAAAAAGAAGAAAUCUCAUCCAUUUUAAGAACAGGUGUGAAUUCUGUCUCUUUCACACACGCAUCCAAACCCAUCUCCAGAAGUGCAAUUUUCUUUCUUUCUUUCUUUUUACAAGCAGAGGAAAUAUUUAACCAGCUGUUGCCGUACCACGCACGCCGAAUAUCUGGCAGAUGAGAUAUUUUGGAGUCUGCUUGAGAAUAUAGUUGACAUCGUAAUAUACCUUUAUAGAUCUGUCUCUCCACCUCUAUAUAUUUAUACUGGUGGGUAGCUAAGAGAUAAACAGCCAUUCAGGUUUUCUGCAUCUGGCUGCAGACAUUUGACUUGGAUUCCACCAAAACCGUGGAGGGACACUUCAACUGUAGAACGUCCCUCCAGGACAGACCUCAAUCUUAUUUUAUUUUACAUAUAUAUUUUUUUCAAU
Crotalus tigris (Tiger rattlesnake) is the source of this 3199-nucleotide messenger RNA. It is a transcript of the gene NSMF, whose product is annotated as NMDA receptor synaptonuclear signaling and neuronal migration factor. NCBI's taxonomy places the organism in Eukaryota, Metazoa, Chordata, Lepidosauria, Squamata, Viperidae. The coding region runs from base 804 to 2285 and encodes 493 amino acids. Gene Ontology annotation, biological process: positive regulation of neuron migration; regulation of neuronal synaptic plasticity. Gene Ontology annotation, cellular component: nucleus; cytoplasm. The record is from RefSeq and is a predicted model, not a curated record. The transcript is spliced from 16 exons.